Messenger RNA from Tachysurus fulvidraco (yellow catfish), 2337 nucleotides. It is a transcript of the gene hcrtr2, whose product is annotated as hypocretin (orexin) receptor 2. Gene Ontology annotation, molecular function: orexin receptor activity. The transcript is spliced from 7 exons. The record is from RefSeq and is a predicted model, not a curated record. Gene Ontology annotation, cellular component: membrane. NCBI's taxonomy places the organism in Eukaryota, Metazoa, Chordata, Actinopteri, Siluriformes, Bagridae. Bases 163 to 1428 code for a protein of 421 amino acids. Gene Ontology annotation, biological process: feeding behavior; G protein-coupled receptor signaling pathway; circadian sleep/wake cycle process.
AUCACACAGGUCUCGUGCGCGUAAUGGCGCGCUCCUUCCGCGCAAUUGGUUACCGUGAAAUCUCCUCGAGCGCGUCACGGCGACGUUUAAAGCACCUCGCGAGCGCGCUUUCGGUCUUCAUUCACUCACCUGCCUCGCGAUGGUGUAACACUGACACACGGCAUGGCGGCGGCCACCGUCACUUCCAGCUGCCGCGACUGUUCCACGUCCAAUUCCACUGCGAGCUCCGCGCACCUGCGCCUCGACGAGGACGACGAACUUUUGCACUACAUUUGGAGUGAAUAUUUACAUCCGAAGCAGUAUGAAUGGGUCUUAAUAGUAGGAUACGUCAUUGUGUUCCUGUGCUCGCUGGUCGGAAACGCUUUAGUUUGUUUUGCAGUGUGGAAAAACCAUCAUAUGCGCACAGUGACCAACUACUUCAUUGUGAACCUGUCCUUUGCUGAUAUCCUGGUCACCAUUACUUGCCUUCCCGCCAGUCUCGUAGUGGACAUCACAGAAACAUGGUUCUUCGGAGAGACACUCUGUCGGAUUUUACCUUAUUUACAGACGAUCUCUGUGUCUGUAUCAGUGCUGACCCUCAGUUGCAUUGCCCAGGAUCGGUGGUAUGCAAUCUGCCACCCUCUAAAGUUCAAGAGCACUGCGAAGCGAGCCCGCAGGAGCAUCAUCCUCAUCUGGUUGGUGUCUUGCGUGAUCAUGAUUCCUCAGGCUGUUGUUAUGGAGUGUACCAGCCUUCUGCCUGAGCUGCUUCCUGAGCUCACCAACAAGACGGUCCUCUUUACCGUGUGUGACGAACACUGGGGAGAUGAAAUCUACCCCAAGGUCUACCACACCUGCUUCUUUAUUGUUACCUAUUUUGCCCCUUUGUGCCUGAUGGUCCUGGCAUAUAUCCAAAUCUGUCAGAAACUCUGGUGUCAGCAGAUUCCAGGGACUUCGUCAGUAGUGCAGAGAAAGUGGAAAUCCCUGCAGUGUUCAGCUCAGGCUGCGGGCCCUGGUGAGUCGGUCAAGAUCCGGACCAGCGCGGUGUCGGCUGAGAUCAAGCAAAUGAAAUCUCGACGGAAAACAGCACGCAUGCUGAUGGUAGUGCUCUUCGUCUUUGCCAUCUGUUAUCUGCCCAUCAGCAUCCUUAAUAUCAUGAAAAGAGUGUUUGGUGCUUUCAAGAACACAAAUAACAGAGAGACGGUGUAUGCCUGGUUCACCUUUUCCCACUGGCUUAUAUACGCUAACAGUGCAGCCAAUCCCAUCAUCUACAAUUUCCUCAGCGGUAAAUUUCGCGAGGAGUUUAAAGCAGCCUUUACCUGCCACUAUACAGGUCGAGGGGAAAAGAAGGAGAGGGUGAGGACCAAGAUGAGCACCGACAGUCAUAAAUCCCUGUCCACGCAAGUGAGUCAUUUUGACAAUGUCUCACGAAUCUCAGACCAGGUCAUGUAGCACGGAUCUGCAAGGGUUGGUCUUCACAGCAUUCCACUUCAUCACUGGUUUAUAGGACAAAGCAAAGACAGGCUCAGACUUACUCGAUUGAUAUGCACCGAAGGUUUCAACGGAGGCUUCAGAUUAACACCCACACAGAUGGAAAAUGACAUUCUGCCUCGAAUAGGAGACCAAGAAACCACCGAAUUAUGUUUACUUUUACUUCCAUUUAUUAUUUUUCUCCAUGAUUAUAACUUUCAUACAGAAAGCACAGCACAAUCUGGUGAGGGAUUCAUACUUUUCACAUGCCAUUUUGUUUAUAUCUCAUGAAGAGAGUUGCUAAAAAUUCAAUAGUGUAUAUUUGCCGUUGUACAGUAUUACCUGCCGUAUAGCACAGGAGCAGCAUGUCUGUACUGUGAAUGAAUUUGCAAAAAACAUUCUGAUCAGCAGUCCCAUUCCUUGAGAGUAAUAAAAAAAAUUGUCACAUAAAUGAAUAAAAUAAUAUGAAAACUCUCAAAUAACCUUAUUUUGUUUCAUAGAGAUUGCUCUCUGCAUUAUGUGCGGUGGUUUUUACGUAUUUGCACAAGCUUGUAUUAUUCAUUUUUUUACCCUGUCUCGCUUGCUUAUUAUGUGGAGAGAUAUAUUUGCACCAGAUAAUAGCUAUUUGCCUGAGGCACAUGUAGGGAUCAGAGGGCAAUCAGAGAAAAACUAGUGGCAGAUUUGAGGAUCUUUGUUCUGCUUUGGUGGACCUCUUAAUUAUGAACGCUUUUAAAUGGCAGGGCGUUCAAUUGCUUUCGUAAUAGUGCUUUGUUGUUAGAACUUCUUUCAUGUGCUUGUUGAGUUCUUGCUGCUAACCUUAACGUAAUUACCUUAACGUAAACGCAUUCAUGCGGUACGUCAACGGCAAACAAAAUAAAGAUACUUUGUUGU